Molecule: messenger RNA, 1689 nt
Organism: Colletotrichum scovillei
Lineage: Eukaryota; Fungi; Ascomycota; Sordariomycetes; Glomerellales; Glomerellaceae
Product: fungal cellulose binding domain-containing protein
Exons: 7
Coding region: 1-1689 (562 amino acids)
Molecular function (GO): oxidoreductase activity, acting on CH-OH group of donors; flavin adenine dinucleotide binding
Source: RefSeq, a predicted model, not a curated record
AUGACACUACUUGCUGCGACUGUCCCCGAUGAUACCUAUGAUUACAUAGUUGUUGGCAGUGGCCCGGGAGGAAUCGUCACUGCUGAUAAGCUUUCUGCUAGCGGCAAGAGUGUGCUCCUGAUCGAAAGAGGACCUCCAUCAUCUUUCCGAUGGGGCGGGAGGCAAAGAGGGGCCUGGCUUGAGAAUUCCAAUCUUACAAGGUUCGACGUUCCUGGGCUUUACGGACACAUAUGGCAAGAUAGCGCUGGCAUCAAAUGUCCGGAUGUUGUUCCCAUGGCAGGCUGUGUUCUCGGCGGUGGAUCUGCUAUCAACGCGGGCCUUUGGUUCAAGCCUCAAAGCUUGGACUGGGAUACACAGUUUCCCGAUGGCUGGAAGGCCAAGGACCUGUCUGCUGCCACAGACCGAGCCUUCAGGCGUGUUCCGUGGACUGACGUCCCUUCCAAAGAUGGUGUCUUGUACAAUCGUCAGACCAACGACCUAAUAACGAAGGGACUCGUCGAAAACGGAUGGACCAGCGUUAAGGCAAACAAUGAGCCAGAUGUUAAAAGAAGAACCGUUUCCCAAUCAGAGUAUUUUUACCAGCAUGGUGAGCGAGGUGGGCUCUUGGAAACCUAUCUUGUGUCAGCAACAGCUCGCGGUAACUUCAAGCUCUGGACGAACUCACUCGUCACUAGAGUGGAGAGAAUGGGAGAUAGUGUCACUGGUGUGCAAGUAGAGUCCCGAGGUUACAAUGGCACCGUCAAACUUGCUGCUGGUGGCCGAGUCAUUCUCUCUGCUGGAGUAUUUGGCUCAGCUAAGAUUCUGUUUCGGAGUGGGAUUGGCCCGAAAGAUCAGCUAGAGACUGUCCAGAAAGCCGAAGGCGACAUACUCAUCGACUCUGCCCAGUGGAUUGAUCUUCCAGUCGGUUAUAAUCUGGACGAUCAUGUAAACACAAACAUUCUCUUGGAGCACCCGGACAUAGUCAAUUACGACUUCAACGGCGCCUACAACAACCCCGUUUCGGAUGACGCCUCAGCAUAUCUAUGUGAGAUGGCAGACCUCCCCUUGCGAGAUGGUUCGGUUUUGUUGACUAACAGUAAUCCUGCAGCCAACCGAUCAGGCAUACUGACCCAAGCAGCCCCAAACAUCAACCCAAUCUUCUGGGAUGCGGUUAAGGGGGAGGAUGGCAUCGAGAGAUGGUUUCAAUGGACGGGCUAUGUUGGCGGACCACAAACAGGCAAGACAUACACUGCCCUUGGACUAGGCAAGACCUCAAGGGGCCGCGUCACAAUCAACCCAUCCCUCUUGAUGGAUGUCAGUGUACUUCCUUACUUCAAUGACGAAGGUAAUCACGACUUUGAGGCUGUUGUCACUACCGUGAGUGGAGUUGUCAAGGCAAUUUCAUCCAUUCCUGGCGCUGUAAUGAUUCACCCCGCCCCUGGUCAAGAUGUGCGAGACUACGUCCAAAAGUUGGCUGUGGAUAUUGGCCGUACCGCCAAUCACUGGGUUGGAACCACCCGUCUUGGAACCGACUCUGCUCUCGAAGGUGGUAAAUCCGUCGUUGAUCUCAACGCGCAAGUCUAUGGAACGAAAAACCUGCACGUUGUUGACGCAGGGAUACUCAAUGGGAUUUUCACUGCGAAUCCGCAAGCUGGAAUUGUUAUUGCUGCCGAGAAGGUAGCAGAAGACAUCAUGAGAUUGCAUGGAUAA